AUGGCCGCCCACGCCGUCGCCCCCUUCGUCUACCAGCUGCAGCAGGGUCUUCGCAACGUCGACCUGAGGAGCUUGGUCAAUUCGUUCGACCUGAAGGGACUGGUCAACAAGCUGGACAUCCAGACGGUGGGUCUGGUGGCGGUGGUGGCUGUGGCCGCCGUGUUCCUGUUGGACCUGUUCACCAAGAGCUACGCCCCCUUCGGCAGGAGUCUGGUGUCCUCCGCCGCCCACGCCUGGGAUAAAGCCGAUCAGUGGGGCCUCAACGGAAGUGUCCGUGGAAGCCGUUCCCUGGAGCCUGUGACGAAGGUCCUGGACGCCCUGGCGGAGGCGGUGAAGAAGUGGGAGGCGCAGGAGGAGGGCGUCGUCAGGCAUCGUGCUUCUGAUCUUCAUUGAAAAUAGACUAUACAUAUGCCGGCAAUCAUGAUCAUGAAAAAAAAAAUUAAAUAGGUACAAAGUCUGCUUGCGGGCAAGCAAUUGACUUUUCAGAUGUGCAGUCCUUACCGACC
This is a messenger RNA of Penaeus vannamei (Pacific white shrimp), 506 nucleotides long. RefSeq lists its product as uncharacterized. The record is from RefSeq and is a predicted model, not a curated record. NCBI's taxonomy places the organism in Eukaryota, Metazoa, Arthropoda, Malacostraca, Decapoda, Penaeidae.